Myodes glareolus (Bank vole) is the source of this 1263-nucleotide messenger RNA. It is a transcript of the gene Cycs, whose product is annotated as cytochrome c, somatic. Gene Ontology annotation, molecular function: electron transfer activity; heme binding. The record is from RefSeq and is a predicted model, not a curated record. NCBI's taxonomy places the organism in Eukaryota, Metazoa, Chordata, Mammalia, Rodentia, Cricetidae.
UGCCGUACGUCGGGCCACGGGCGGGCAGAGCAAGUGCGGUUGCACCGACACCGGUACUUAGGCGCGGGCCGGCGUGUCCUUGGGCUAGAGAGCGGGACGUCCGUCUUCGGGUCGCAGCAGCGUUUGUGGUGUUGAUCACCCGGGAGCGAAUUAAAAAUGGGUGAUGUUGAGAAAGGCAAGAAGAUUUUUGUUCAGAAGUGUGCCCAGUGCCACACUGUGGAAAAGGGAGGCAAGCAUAAGACUGGACCAAACCUCCACGGUCUGUUUGGGAGGAAGACAGGUCAGGCGGCUGGAUUCUCGUACACAGAUGCCAACAAGAACAAAGGCAUCACCUGGGGAGAGGACACCCUGAUGGAGUAUUUGGAGAAUCCCAAAAAGUACAUCCCUGGAACAAAAAUGAUCUUCGCUGGAAUUAAGAAGAAGGGAGAAAGGGCGGACCUAAUAGCUUAUCUUAAAAAGGCUACUAAGGAGUAACUCCACUGCCUUAUUUAUUACAAAACAAAUGUCUCAUGACUUUUAAUGUGCACCAUAAUUUAAUUCAUACCCCAAAAUUCAGAUCAUGAAUGACUAACAAUGUUUUGUUGGACAGUCCUGAUUUAAGUAAAACUGACUUGGAGAAAAGUGGAUCUGAUCUUUUUUAAAAGUAACGAUUCCAGUUGCAUAAACACUGUCACUGCUCUCCCUUUCUCAAGAUACGAUUGGACUUAGUUAUUACAGUUCUACUUUCCACAAAGAUGGGGGUGUCACCUCAAACCUACUAAAUGGUCUUAUAAUUACAUUUAUAUAAUUGGACAUAUGAAUAUGUUUAAACACUGGGGAAAUUCUGUCACCAUCUCAGAAAUGAGAAGACUCGCCUGUGGUAAAGUUUGUACUCCCUGCUGUUACAGGCAGUGGCUAAAGGUCAGGAGGCAACUGUCUAUUCUUGACUCAGUGGUGUUAUUUUAUUAGAAUUCCUUAAGUCAAAGGAUGCUGCCUUUUAUCAUUGAAAGGCACUUACUGUGGUCUAUGUAUAAUAUAUCAAAUAAAGAUAUUUAGCAAUGUUGUAGUUGAUCUAUUAUGUUAAAAUGCCUUUAGAAACCAGCAACUUAGACCUUUUAAAUUCUUUGUUAUCUAAGACUAAAAUACAAUUCACAAUUAUCCUUAAACACCCUUUCAGAAACAAAACUGGAACUUAGAUAUAUGUGUGAUUGCUGGUGGCAUUCUUUGCCAACUUUUUAUGGAAGGAUUAAAAUAAAGGAGAUACUUGCAAUGUAAGGUAAUUAA